CUCUAGGUUUGCCGAAAUCAAUUCUCAAAGCCCUCUUAUUUCAGACUUUUCUCUCUCCUCCUGAAAAAUGGCUGCCUCUUCUAGGACAAGAUCCAGUGGCCCAGUUCUCCCAAUAUCAAGCAAUCUCCACCGUUCGAUCUCACCUUCUGGAAGAUUCUCAUCAUCCGCCUCUACCUUCGCUUCCUCCUCAUCCACCUUCUCUUCCCACUCCACCUUCUUCCAACGUUCUGCUUCCCCCACACGUGUCAAUCUCUACGGCUCCACUCACACCGUCCGAUUCUCCAUCGACGCCCGACCCACCUCCCCCAGCCGAUCCUUCUCCGUCGAUCGCGUCAUCAAGAAGCCAGCCCCACCGCCCCAGCGCCGCACGUGCAUGUGCUCACCGACGACGCACCCGGGCUCGUUCCGAUGCAGUCUCCACAAGAACCUAACAAGCAGCAGCCACGCCGUAUCCUCACCGUCGAAUCGAUUGAACGCGCGGCGAUCUGCGAUGACCAAUUCUCUUGUCCGGAUCGGGACCGUAGAAGGCGGCGAUUGGGUCAAACGAGCUUUAUCGGCCUUGAUUCGUCCGUCUUCUCACCAGCAGAAGAGGCGGGCCGCAUUCCAUCCUCGGCCGAGCCGGCUAUCUGUCAUGUCCAAGGCCUUGGACUAGAUCAUAUAUUCGAUUAAAAUAAUCCCUUCCCUAUAUAAUCUCUGCCUUUUAGAAAGAGAGUUUUCUCCGCAUCGUCACCAUCAGAUUCCCGCCUGAUCGUUUCAGAUUCCAGCCAACGGUUCAGAUCCGAAGGAGAUGAAUUGCAAAAAAAAAAAAAAAAGACGGAGAUUUUCUUUGUACUUGUACAUAUAUUGCAGCCUUUGAAGGCUAGUGAAGGAUAACGGAAAUUAAGAUUUCGUUUUUGGAUUAA
Messenger RNA from Magnolia sinica, 902 nucleotides. RefSeq lists its product as uncharacterized. Lineage: Eukaryota; Viridiplantae; Streptophyta; Magnoliopsida; Magnoliales; Magnoliaceae. The transcript has a single exon. The record is from RefSeq and is a predicted model, not a curated record. Bases 68 to 652 code for a protein of 194 amino acids.